AUCCCAUUUUCCAGAUGAGGAAACUGAAGCUCAGAACAGUCAGCUGAUGCACCCACGGCCACGUUUUUAGAGUGGGAAGGUGGCUUUGCCAUCUGCUGUCCCGCGGAGGGAGGACCACAGAGAGGCUGCAGGCAGGAGGUGGCCUAUAGGAAGGGACUAAUGAGUGGGCUUGAUUUCUGGGUUAAGACAGACCAUGUCUCUAGCGCUCCUGUCACUGGAAGACCUGGCCCCUCGUGUAGCUAGCCCCUGGUGUACCCAUUCUGCCCAGGAAGGAGGGGUCAUAUGAACAGGAGCCUGGUCGUUAUUUGCUGGAAUAAUAUUGGACCUACUUGGAUUGUAGCUUGCAGGUGGGGGUGUAAGCCUUCAAAAACUGACAGCUGACAUCCCAGAGUUGGCCCUGCCUCAAGGUGGUGGUUCCAUCCUGGGAUGGUCAUCAGGUCACAGGGAAGCCUUAGAGGCUCUCCCGGAAAGGGAGGGUAAGGAGAGGGAGGGUGGAGCGAGAUGGAGUGACACAAACAGGCUCGCCAUCCCAGUUAAAUUGGCAGCAGAAAGCAAGAGAUGCCCUGAGAGCCCAGCACCUGCUCCAGCCUCCAGGGCCACCUGACUAGUGCUGGAGACGAGAUUCUACUCAGACCCACCCCUGUAUGGAGUGAUCUGGACACCUCUGGGGAAGAGGAGGAUUGAAAGGCUUUCCGGGCUCUCCCGCUUCUAAAGGUGGCCAGUGCUUGCUUUCCACAGGUGUCCCCAUCCCUGAACACCUGUCGGUAGGUGUUCCUUGGAAGGUCUUUCCCGGAGGCUUGGGCUGAAGGUAGGCUUCCUGCACCCUGAGAUCUUGUUGGGACCAGAUUUCCCCAUAGAUAUUUUCUCAUCACCCCAGCUCUCCUGCGCUGUACUUGAGGAAGCAGGUCGUAAUGUCCACAAGGAUGUCAGAACUGUGCCCAGAGAACACCUCAGCUGGAGUCUCAGGGAUGAGCACCCACCCUGGAGACCCGAGGGAGCAGCUAGGAGUCUCAGGAAGCCUGUGGCCAUCAGAGCCCAUCAUCCUGGGGCCAGGGGGAUCUGCCCGGCAGUUGGUCCUGAGGAAGAUCCAGGAGCUCUCCAUCGAGGGCCGCCAGGACCCCUUCAUGGUGGCUGACUUGGAUGUGCUGGCCAGCCGCCAUCAGACCUUCCUCCAGGCCCUGCCCCAAGUCCAGCCCUUCUAUGCAGUGAAGUGUAAUAACAGGCCCAGGGUGCUGCUUGUCUUGGCUGCCCUGGGCACUGGCUUUGACUGUGCCAGUCAGGGGGAGCUGGAGCAGGUGCUGGGCUUGGGCGUGGCCCCCUCACGAAUCAUCUUCGCCAACCCCUGCAAAGCCGUCUCCCACAUCCAGUAUGCAGCCCGCUGUGGGGUGCAGCUUCUGACCUUCGACAGUGAGGAGGAACUAACUAAGGUGGCCCAGCACCACCCCGGAGCUAGGUUGGUCCUUCGAAUCCAGACCCAGGACAGUGGAAGCACUUUCCCGCUGAAUGCCAAGUUCGGCGCUCAGUUGGAGGCAUGCGGACGCUUGCUCCAGGCUGCCAGAGAGCUGAGGCUGGCCGUGGUGGGGGCCUCCUUCCACGUGGGUUCUGACUGCCAGACACCCCAGAGCUACAGGCAGGCCAUCGCGGACUGCCAUCGUGUGUUUGAGAUGGGCCGCCGGGCUGGCCACCACAUGAGUCUGCUGGAUCUUGGUGGGGGCUUCCCUGGAAUUGAGGGCUCUGAAGCUAAAUUUGAGGAGAUGGCUAGAGUGAUCAAUGCUGCCCGGGCCGAGUACUUCCCGGAGGGCACUGGUGUCCAGGUCAUCGCGGAGCCUGGCCGAUUCUAUGCAGAGUCUGUAUGCACAGCUGUUGUGAACAUCAUAGCCAAGAAGGCCUCGCUGGAGCCAGGAGGCCAAAGGAAGCUGGCAUACUAUCUCAAUGAGGGCUAUUAUGGUGCCUUCCGAAUCUUCCACAGGGAGCCUGUCCCCAGGACACCCAUUGUGGUGAAGGAGUUCCCCUCGGAGCCCUGCCUCUUCCCCUGCACCCUCUAUGGCCCCACAUGUGACGCCUUUGACAGGCUCUUCCAGAAGGAGAUGCAGCUGCCAGAGCUGGAUGUGGGUGACUGGCUGAUUUUCCCUGACAUGGGUGCCUACAAGAGCUCCAUGAGUUCCACCUUCAAUGGCUUCCCAAUCAUAACGGUCUACGAUGCCAUGGGCCCCCAGAUCAGGAGCCUACUGGAGUCAGCACCUUAGGCCAGGACAUGGCCAGAAUGGAGAGGCACCUGUCUCUGCUAAGGCUUUCCUGACCGGCCAGGGUUGUGUCACAGCCUAGCUCCACCGUCUGAAUGAAUCUUCCAGCAUCUUUGAACUGAAGAGAAUUCUCCCCGAGACAACCCGUGGAAGAUGUGGGCUGCAGACACCUCUCACAGACGUUGGAAAGGCUCAGCCUUCAGGACGCUGUGCCUUUCCAGAGCUUACAAAUUGGGAGUGGAAACAUUAUCUAUCUAUCAAAGGAGUUUCCAAAGUACUGAUAUGGCUUGGCUUUGGUGAAAAUACAAAACUAU
Molecule: messenger RNA, 2557 nt
Organism: Peromyscus leucopus (white-footed mouse)
Lineage: Eukaryota; Metazoa; Chordata; Mammalia; Rodentia; Cricetidae
Product: antizyme inhibitor 2-like
Exons: 11
Coding region: 912-2246 (444 amino acids)
Cellular component (GO): cytoplasm
Molecular function (GO): ornithine decarboxylase activity
Source: RefSeq, a predicted model, not a curated record